AAAGUGGCGAAUAUGAAAAUGUUAAUCCACCUCAUAGACCACCUUACAGACCUCCAGAAGAAAUGCCUGAACAUCCACCGUACAGGCCACCAGAUAACGGAUAUAGACCAACAAUGAGACCUUCUUAUCCUUCUGGACCCAGAGUUGAUCCAAAUAACCAUGGAUAUGGUCCAAAUGGAAAUGUUAUUUACUUUACAACGGAAUCUUCAUAUCAUACACCUGAUUAUCUUGGUGGCUCAGUUUCACAGAUACCCUAUCAACCUGAGUCUCAUUAUUCAACACAAGCACCCACCCGAAGACCAAAUGUCCAUAGACCUUCAUCGGGUUACCAUCAGCAAAGUACAACAAGGAAACCUAAUCGAAACCCAGGCUCUCAGAAUGAAGGCAACUGUGGAGUCCGCCGAGGUGAUAUUAAAGAUCGUAUUAUUGGAGGCCGAGACACGGAAUCAAAUGAAUUUCCCUGGCAGGUUGCAUUGAAAGACCGUUCUCAGGGAGUUUUCUGUGGAGGUGCAAUUAUCGGUAAAAGGUGGAUUAUCACAGCAGCUCAUUGUGUUGUCAAACUUCGUGAUCUUAAUUCAAUUCGUGGUUUGGUUGGAUCCAACUACCUGGAAGACUCUUCACUUCAAGAGAUACAAUUUGACAAAAUGGUUUCUCAUCAAAGCUAUCGAUCAGACACAUUUGAGAAUGAUAUUGCAUUAUUACAUAGCAAAUCUGAUUUACCCCUUUAUCCGUCCACAUCAUCCAUCAACAGCAUUUGCUUGCCCCGUGAAAAAGAUACAAAUUUCAAUGGUAAAGGAACCAUUGCUGGAUGGGGUCGAACCUCUGAGGGUGGUUUUGAUACAUCUGAGACUCUUUUAGCCGCAGAUGUUGACAUUUUAAAUGAUGGAAAAUGCAGAGAAUAUUAUUCAGACAGGUUUAAAUCAGGUAAACAAAUAUGUGCUGGAAUUGAGGAAGGUGGCCGUGAUUCAUGCCAGGGUGAUUCUGGAGGUCCAUUAAUCAAAGAGGUAGACAAUAAAUCCGUUCUAGUUGGGAUAGUCUCUUAUGGAAGAGGUUGUGGUCGUCGACGGUCACCAGGAGUUUACACAAAAGUUUCCCAUUAUGUUCAUUGGAUUCGAGCACAGAUGCAAUAAUUUACUAAAGGGUUCCUAAGAAUAAGUGUUAAUAGAUUCAAAUGCAAAAAUUAACGGUUUUUAACAAGGAUAUUAAAAAAACAAAGUUAUAAAAUGAAAGACUGCACUCUGCUGUUUAAUUAAAUACCAAAAUUAGACUUAAUUUCGUGAAGUAAACAUGCUAAAUAAGGCCAAACGCGAUUCGAUCUCAAAAAGAGGAAUUUCACCCUAUGGGAAAAAUAGUGCAUUACUCAAAGCUAAU
This is a messenger RNA of Tetranychus urticae (two-spotted spider mite), 1371 nucleotides long. The record is from RefSeq and is a predicted model, not a curated record. Lineage: Eukaryota; Metazoa; Arthropoda; Arachnida; Trombidiformes; Tetranychidae.